AUGGCUGUAGCCCGUGGAUCCUGGACAGUUUCUCUGCUCCUGCUUCUGUCCGCGUCCCGUGCGCGCGUGGCUCCUGCUCCACAUCCGUCAACACGCACCGUACACAACUCUACACACGACGUCUGCGAGAGAGCUGUGGUCGGAAUCGUGAGCCCUGUCCCGGCGCAGGACUCAGGACGUUGUGGUCAAAACACGAUCCUCCAAAGCCGACAAACUGCCCUCCUGCUCCACAGCCAGCGUAGGCACCCCUUCAGUCCGUCAGCCUGGAGCGAGGCCCUGAGGUGA
Molecule: messenger RNA, 285 nt
Organism: Knipowitschia caucasica
Lineage: Eukaryota; Metazoa; Chordata; Actinopteri; Gobiiformes; Gobiidae
Source: the annotation of a GenBank genome assembly